Molecule: messenger RNA, 933 nt
Organism: Triticum turgidum subsp. durum (durum wheat)
Lineage: Eukaryota; Viridiplantae; Streptophyta; Magnoliopsida; Poales; Poaceae
Source: the annotation of a GenBank genome assembly
AUGGCGGCGGUCUGGAUGGCGUUGGCGGUGAUGCUGGUCGCUGCUGCUCAGGUGGCGGUGGCUGCCCCGGUGAUGGCGCCGGCCUUCCUCUGGGCGCCCAAGAACUACGGACUUAGUCCCAAUGAGGCUAAAGAAGUAGUCCACUAUCAGACAAUCUCCCCAAAGAGUUUAGCUGAUUCUGUUCUCGAGGAAGGUGGCUGGUCAAACUUGGUGUGUUCAAAGGAUGGUCCUCAAAAGAAUGUUGAUGUUGCAGUUCUUUUUCUUGGAUCAAAGCUACAAUCAUCAGACAUCUCUAAAGAUAAACAGGUCGAUCCUGCUUUAGCGGACAUACUAAAGCUGUCCUUCUCAAGCUCCGAGUUUUCCAUGGCAUUCCCUUAUGUUGCCAUGUCAGACGACGAAGCACUAGAGAACUCAUUGCUAUCUGGAUUUACUGAGAAUUGUGAGGAUGGUUCUGGAGGAAAUCAUAUCACUUACACAGACACGUGUACUGCAAGCAGUGAAAGUGUGAAGAAACAUCUGAACAUGGAUUCUGUUCAAGACUUGGUGAAGUCACGGAUGGGAAACAACCAACCAACUGAGCUAAUCGUCUUCUGUAGCGGUGGUUUCAAGGACAAUGCAAAAUCAGAAGGGCAGUUGCUUUUGGAUCUGGUUUCUGUUCUUGACAAGUCUGGGGCUAAAUACACAGUUCUUUACGCAUCUCAACCCUAUGGUUUGCUGGAGAAUCCUUCGGACCUGCCAUUAGCCAGGUAUCUUGCAGAGAAGACCAAUACAACUAAACCUGUCCUAGAGAAAUGCGAUGGAGAAUGUCAAUUAAAAUCAACUCUCCUGGAAGGAGUUUUUGUGGGUGUGGUGCUGCUUAUCAUCUUGAUAUCAGGACUUUGCUGCAUGAUGGGGAUCGAUACCCCGUCAAGGUUUGAGGCUCCCCAGGAUUAA